This is a messenger RNA of Sparassis crispa, 1275 nucleotides long. RefSeq lists its product as hypothetical. The record is from RefSeq and is a predicted model, not a curated record. Gene Ontology annotation, cellular component: phagophore assembly site. Gene Ontology annotation, biological process: autophagosome assembly. The transcript is spliced from 5 exons. NCBI's taxonomy places the organism in Eukaryota, Fungi, Basidiomycota, Agaricomycetes, Polyporales, Sparassidaceae. Bases 1 to 1275 code for a protein of 424 amino acids.
AUGUCCGAAGCCAAUCCUCGACCACAAGCCAUGCCUCCAGGCUCACAAGCCAUGCCUCCAGGCUCACAGCCAAUUCGUGUAAUUGUCCGCAUACCCUAUAAUCGCCCCGAAGAGCCGCUUCCUCAACCACCACUGGUGGACUGGAACCCUGAGAAGGAGCAUAUUCUAUGGGAGGUUAUCGCCAAGUCUCGCGCGAUAGAGGGCGCAGCCACUGAUUGGAAGGGCCUUGCUUCGCACCUCGAGGUUCCUUUACCGUAUCUCCUCCACCGUGCACAAACUCGGUAUGAGGAGGAUCUCCGCGGCCUUCAAGGCAUUCGUGGUACCCUAAGCCCUGCUAUACCUUCUGUUUCAUCUAACGCCCCGAAUGAGUAUUUUCCGCGCCUGUUGGAGCUCCCUCGUCUGUCGACAUCUACCGCAGCACAUCGCCCUCUCGGUGUUCGUGCGCGCCUAAGUUCAUUGGGGCACAAUCAGCGUCUUAGUCCCGUUACUGCGCACCGACCAGCGAAGAAGGUAUCUUCUUCUUCGACCCUCACACUUCAAGGCCCGCGCAAGGGACGCACUCCACCACGGCCGCUCUCGCCUGCACCGUCUGACGCAGGUUCCUCAGACGCUGACUAUGGCGAAGACGAAGACGAAGACGAGGAGGAUGAACAGGCACGGAAGGAGGAGGAAGAAACACGCCGUGCCGAGGCUCAGACCGCGCUCGAGGAGAAAUUGCGUAACCUGGAGCGCGCUCUGACGAAGGACAAACUUGGGCUGGUCUCCUCCCCAGUCGCUAUGUCCGCCUCUAUGAACUCAGUGAACAGGGACCGCGGACGCACGCAGCCCCUCUCUGCCUCCGUUUCUGGCUCAGUGUCGUUCUCCAACGCACGCCCCAGUUCUGCGCGGAGCCAUCAGAGUCUGUCUAGCGCUAGCUCUAUGCAUGGUUCCAUUCCUUCCAUCUCAUCCCCACUCGCACACACACCAGCGCAUCAGCAGUCGCAUGCGCAGCAACCCUCGCACAUCGCCCGGGCACUUAGUCCCCAGAACAAAUCGACGAGCCCGCCCGCCCUCUCUCCGACGCAUGCCCGUGUCCUGCGCCGCGGUAACGGAAAUGGGGGUGAAAGGCUCAGUGAGCAGGGCAGUGAAACGUCAAGUUUCAGCGACCUCAGUGAUGCCAGUCUGUCGGCUUCUGCUUUAGAGAGCGCGCUGAUGUCAAAUAUUCGUGGAGGAGGAUCGCAUUUCUCGUCGUUUGCACGUAGUAAUAUAACGGGCAGGCGAGGCGGUGUGCGAUGA